AGAUGUUCCUGCUAUCUGUCACCGCGCUCUGCUAAUGAUUGUUGUGUCCGAGCGCCAUUCUUGCUCUGCAUUGAUCCACGUCUCCUGUUCAUCAGUGACCUCGGUGUCAAGGACAAGCUCACCUCAUACAGUUGUCACGCUUCGUGGCCUUUUUUGUUUGCAUUGUCAGCGCAUCGCGUCAAACGGAGCCCGCCGGCGAUUUAGACACAAGCGUGCACACAUGCUGCAAGGCAAUAGCAGUGUUGCCCUUUCUGGCGGCAACUGUGUGGCAUCUCUAGUUGAAUAAUAAAUACAGUGGAACUUGUUUGUGUCGACAACCCGUCGAUGUUGACCAAAUCAUCCAGUCCUGGUCCACCGUGUUCUUAUUAUUACUAAAAAGUGUCCGUUCAAGCCGAUCCUUAUGUCUCUGCCAAAAAUCACAAGUAAAUGUGGGAACAAGGAGUAUUUUUGAUUGUGUCGACAACCGCUUAUGUCAACUUUAGUCUGACAUGUCUACCACUGUAUAAAGGCCCUGUCACACCUUGAUGAUUUAGCCAGCGUACGCCAACGUAUGAAAAAUUUGGCCAAUACGCUGGCGUACGUCGAAUAAGUUGUGGGUAAGUUUUGUGUAAGUUAAGAGCACGCUGAAGCACGCCGGCAUAUGUCGUAGUACGUCCAAGUCGUCCAAAAAUUUUGUGCAUGCACAAAACUUUUCGACGUAUGUCAACGUAUUAUUCAUACGUCCCGCAUACGCGGGCAAUAAGUUAUGCGAUCGUUGACGCCCGUUCACACACGUUAUUUGUAAGUUACGCACAAGUCGUAAUACGUCAACAUACCUUGAGACAAACCGGUGUCUUCUUGACUCUCUUCUUGGCUAGGGUUGGCUAAGAGGAGAUGGAGAUAAAGUACAGAUAAAGUACAUUAUGCGACGCCUUGAAAGAUAUUUAUACUGCUACAUGCUUGACCAGUAGAGGGCACUGUGACACUGGGAAUGAACCUGCGUCAUCUCCAUCAGAGUGAGAGUGGGAGGGGGAGGCUGCGGGUGGUGAUGGAUCCCUCUGCCCUGAUACUUCUUGGCAGCGGUCUUCGAAAUUUUCUUUGGCAUGAUGGUGAUGUUGACACUGCGAUGUCUAGUGAGGUGAGUCAUCAAGUGGCAGUCUUUUUAUAGGCUAUGGCACGUCAUCGUCGACCAUAUGCUGCCGUGCGGUUUGCAUAAGUUAGACUGGCGUUGGGCAUAAGUUGUGAACGCCGGCAACACGCUACGCAUUCGUUGGUGUAAGUUGUCUAUAAGUUAUAGAAACGUUCUAUAUAAGCUACUAAUACGUCAUGUAUACGUCCAACUUGUUAUGAAUAUGCUAUGUAUACGCCCAAAAUGGAAAAAAACGUUGGCAGUUCAAAGUAUGCCAUCAAAAUGAUCACGUCAGGCAUGCGCCACCUAAAUCAACAAGGUGUGACAGGGCCCUAAGAUUGUACGGUUCCCAUAUGUUGGGGGAAGUUCUUACUAUUUUAUGAGCAGAAUAUGCACAAGCUGCACUGUAAUAUAAAUGGCAAUUGCUAUCGAUUGUUACAAUAAUUAAAACGCGAUCGUGACUUUUUGUUAACUGUAAUUAGUGACAUAGUAACAUACACUCCUGAUCAAAAUGUUAAGACCCAUUGAAAAAUGUACAUUUUGCACUGUUGAAUCUUAAGGAGCUUCUAAAGAGCUUCAAAAUGCAAAAGAAGAAAUGGGAGUGAGACACAAUAUUUUUUGAGUAAGCAAGUUAUUGCAAGCAAGCAUUAACGUGAAAUAAGCAGUUGAUCAGCUGAUCAAAAGGUUAAGACCGUAGCUCAGAAAUACCCAAACCCCCCCAAAACAGAAAUUAAAUGUUCAGAAAAGACUCAGUAAUGAGUCUUGUUAAUCCCCUCAAAAAUUGUUUUGGACAUGCUUGAUGCCGGCCGCACGGUAGCCAAGUGGUUAGCAUGUUGGCCACACAGUCAGGAGAUCGGGAAAACCUAGGUUCGAAUCGCCGCUUGGAGUUUGCAUGUUCUCCCCGUGCAUGCAUGGUUUUUCUCCGGUUUCCUCCCACAUUCCAAAAUGAUGCAUGGGAGUGUGAAUGAUUGUUUGCCUUUAUGUGCCCUGUGAUUGGGUCCAGGGUGUACCCCGCCUCUCGCCCGAAGUCAGCAUACCCCCGCGACCCUAAUGAGAAAAAGCGGCAUAGAAAAUGGAUGGAUGCUUGAUGGCAGUGUUUCCAGGAAGCUAGUGGGAAUGUUGUAAACUUCCAUUGCCAUCCAACCCCAAUUGUUCUCAAUUGGAUGUAGAUCAGGGGGCUUAUUGAGCUUAUAUGAGCUUUUUCCUCUGGAAGAAGUCCUUUGUCAGGGGGGCAUUGUGAAGUGCAGCGUUGUCCUGUUGAAAAAGCAGUCAUUACCACACAGACGAGGGCCUUCAGUCACCAGGGAUGCCCCCUGCAAUAUCUCCACAUAGCCAACUGACGUUUGACGCCCCUGCACAACCUGAAGCUCCAUUGUUCCAUUGAAGGAACAGCACCCCAGAUCAUGGUGGCGCUCCCUCCACUGUGGAGUGUGGGAAACAUCUCAAGUGGGAUCUCCUUGUCAUGCCAGUAACGUUGGAAGCCAUCAGGACCAUCAUGGUUACAUUUUUUCUCAUCAUAGAAUAAAACUUUCUUCCACUUCACAAAGUCCCAUGUUUGGUGCUCCUGCGAUUGGCUGGCGACCAGUCCAGGGUGUACCCCGCCUCUUGCCCAAAGUCAGCUGGGAUAGGCUCCAGCAUACCCGCGACCUUACUGAGGAUAAGCGGCAUAGAAGAUGGAUGGAUGGAUGGAUGUUUGGUGCUCUUGUGCAUAUUCCAAACGUGCAGAUUUGUGGCGUUGAAGGAGAUGCGGCCUUUGAAAACGUUUUUUCCUCUUAAAACCCUUCUGUGACAGAUGUCGUCUGAUGGUUAUUGCACUGCACUCCAGUAACAACCUUCAUUUGGGCGGGGAUUGUCCCGUGUCUUGAUGGACAGCCAUUCGGCCAAUGAACCACUUUACAUUUUUCCUCCAUAACCCUCAGGAUCUUUGAGGAAGUUUUAAAUGACUGUCUUACUGUGUCCAAUCUCAGCAGCAAUUGUGCGCUAUGAGAAGCCUUGCUUAUGCAGCUCAACAAUCCGACCAAAAGAGAGAAAGCUUUUUUUCCUUUGCCAUCAACAGAUCACGAUAGUGUGCAUACCUGACAGAAAAUGACAUUCAUUUCACGUUUUAAAGUCUGCGGUCUUAAACUUUUGCAACUUUAGCUGAUGAACAGUCAAUUUCAUUUUUAAUGGUUGCAAUAAAUCGCAUACUCAAAAAUUUUUUUGUUUCACUCCCGUUUCUUCUUUUUGCAUUUUGAAGCUCUACUUAGAACCUACGUAAGAUCCAACAGUGCAAAGUGUAAAUUCUUGUAAUUUUUUAAACUGGUCUUAAAAAUUGUAUAUUUCAUUAAUUUGUGCAAAAAAUAUACUUGUAUUAUUUCAUAUUACACUAAGUCCCCAACUUACGAACAUCCGACUAGCGAACAUUCGGAGAUACGAAUACAAGCCGACUGGUCUAUAUUUUCAUGUGUUUUGCCUUAUAAGUCCAUAUUUCACAUGCUUGACCAGUAGAGGGCACUGUGACACUGCUAAUAGGACCAACAGGUGAUGAAGAGGGGGGGAGACAUGAAGAAAAGCUAAGUUGUAGCUGUACGAUGCAACCCGCACAGUUUGUUAUUAAAGUUAUGAAGAGUUAAUAGGCCUGCUUAAUUCUACACCACCCACAGAACACUACCUCUUUUAGAAGACUCUAACGACGACGGCGAUUUGUCCUUUUUUUCCCAAUAUCUCCUCCUCCACCACCACUACCAACGAUGUAUGCUCGACCACUCCUCUUCAAAGAAGCAGGAUGAAGGCGUAGUUCUGUUGGACCAAGUGUGUGACCACCUGGGUCUGCAAGAGAGACAGCUCUUCAGUCUGCAGAUCAGAGAGUCCAGCACAGCCGUCCCUUCAAUCACAGCCAACACACACUCGCCUAGAUGGCUGGAGCCUGAGAAACCAUUGAAGAAGCAGAUAAAAGGUCUCGCAUAUCCCAUUUACCUAAACUUCAGAGUGCGCUUCUUCAUUUCUGACCCCAACUCUCUGCAACACGAACAGACAAGGCACCUUUACUUCCUCCAGAUCAGGAGUGAUAUUAAAGAGGGCAGGUUGCAGUGCCCAUUGAGUGCAGCUGUAGUGUUGGCCUCUUAUGCCGUGCAGUCUGAGCUGGGGGAUCACUGCCCAUCCCAGAAAAGUGGUUACUUGUCAAAAUGCCACUUUAUCCCUGAGCAGGAUGACGACUUCCUGUCCAAAGUGGAAGAUCUACAUCCACAACAUAAGGGCCUGAAGCAAAGUGAGGCUGAGUUGUGUUUCCUCAACACAGCGCGAACAUUGGAACUGUACGGAGUAGAGCUGCACACCGCCCUGGACACCAACAAUGCCCUUCUAAUGGUGGGCUUGGCAUCGAGUGGUGUUGCAAUAUUCUGUAAUAUGAUUUGCUCCAGUUUUUUUCCCUGGGCCAAUAUAAUCAAGAUUUCAUUUAAGCGGAAGCGCUUCCUUAUACAUCUCAAACGAAAACAUGGGGAGACCCAAGACUGUGUGGUGUCGCUGGUCCUGCCCUGUCCAAAGACCUGUAAGAAUCUGUGGCGCUCCUGUGUGGACCAUCACUCCUUUUUCAGCUGCAACCGGACCGCCAGGAGCCCCAAGCACAACAACAGUACAGUUCAUUCCUACAGGAAGUUGAUAACACAUCACCUGGGCUUGGCAAACAGUAAAAAUGAAAGUGGUGCAGUGUGCCAACGCGUCGUAGGCGGGAUGGUGUGGAACCCCGUCCUGCGGAGAUCCAUUUCAUCUGAAUAUUUGGAGACCAAAAGCCUUCCGUCCAGAUCGCCCCCCAACACCCCCAACUGGCGGAGUCCUCGCGUUCGCCAUGGCAUCCGCAAAAUCCGCCCAUCGUCCAUGGAGCUGAGCGGCGAACUAAAAGACAUGUGUGAGGGGGAGGACGUCUUCUACACAUACAGGACGUCCGUCAGCAGCAGCAAGGGCAGCGAGGGAGAUGCUUCACUGCAUCAACUCUCCGGACUGUAUAGCCAAGGCAUGGACGAGGUCUUACAAGCUGAUGACAGUACAGCAGAGGAGGAUGGAGUCAACAGCUCUGUGUACAACAAGGCCCUAUGCGAUGGCGACCUGCUGCUAAUCCGCAUUGCUCCUGAUCAUGAGGGCAAGUUUGGCUUUAAUGUUAAAGGUGGAGUGGAUCAGAAGAUGCCUCUAUCCAUAUCCCAAGUUAAACCUGACUCUCCGGCCGGCCGAUGUGAGCCCAAACUGCUGGAGGGAGACCAGGUGGUGCUCAUCAAUGGUCGAGACAUUUCUGAACACACACACGACCAGGUGGUCAUGUUCAUACGGGCCAGCAGAGAGUCGCACUCACGAGAGCUGGCCCUUCUCAUCAAACGCAAAGGUCCUGGCCGAGUGGCGGCACUGCUCCAGCUGCCUCCCGCCCUCACCCUCACCAGCCACUCCCAAGGAGACGGGCCACAGUCACCUGGCCAGUCGAAGCCGGUCACCACGUUGGACGAAUCGAUGCGACAGCUGGAGAGAGGGAUUCAGUCCGGCACUCUGUGCUUCCACUUUGAGAAUUUAUACAAGAGGAAGCCCGGCCUGUCCCUUUGCUGCGCUCGACUUCCAGAGAACAUGGAGAAGAAUCGCUAUCGGGACAUUUUACCCUAUGACGCCACCAGAGUCACUCUCCAGGGCCAGGAGGACUACAUCAACGCCAGUCACAUCACGUUGGCGCCUCCGGUGUCUGGUGUGUGUUUACGUUACGUUGCAGCUCAGGGUCCAUUGCCACAGACCUGCAGUCACUUUUGGCAGACUGUUUGGGAGCAACAGUCUCACACCAUCAUCAUGCUUACAACUCUGACAGAGAGGGGGCGGACCAAGUGCCACCAGUACUGGCCGCAUCCGCCUGAAGUGAAGGAUUACGGCCACAUGCGGGUGAAGUGUCACUCUGAGGAGUGUAACCUGGCGUACGUGACGCGGCAGUUCACCCUCACGCACACUCAGCGGGGUGAGGAGCGUGCAGUCACACACCUGCAGUACGUGGCGUGGCCCGACCACGGUGUACCCGACGACCCUUCCGACUUCUUGCUGUUCGUCAGCUCGGUCAGGGAGAGGAGACAAGCUGAAGAGCCUCUCAUGGUGCACUGCAGCGCCGGGAUCGGACGGACAGGUGUUUUGAUCACCAUGGAGACGGCUCUGACGCUGUUGGAUAGGGGGAUGCCGGUGUUCCCGCUGGACAUUGUCAAAACACUGAGAGAUCAGCGAGCCAUGAUGGUUCAGACCACGUGUCAGUACCAGUUUGUUUGUGAGGCUGUCCUGCGAGUCUACAAAGAGAAGCAAGGGGGAUCUCCGGCCUCAUAGAGCCAAAAUCAGAAACAGCACCAGAGGAAAUUGAGCCUCAUAAUUUCCACUCAAGUGACUCCCACUGAGAGGGCUGACAAGCACCACAAGAGAUUAACCUCUGUCGGGCCUGCGGGGCCGCUUGCGCAGUCUGGAUGAGAAUUAUGUAUCGUCCAAAGCACAGCUGGAUGUGAGCUAUGUAGCCAAGAUCAAAUAGGACACUUUGAAUCUUUACACUCGUCUGCCUUAUUAGAUUCUGCAAUAAGCUUGUACAGUACAGGAGACAAAAAUACAAGAUGGAUGCUGCUAAACUCUGAGGUGAACUUGUUCAAAGUUUGUCAGGCAAGAGAUGGAAGAGGGCAGUGGGAUAGUUCUAAUAUAAUGUAUAAAUUAAAUGUGAGUUUUAGCAGAAGAGCCUGGCUUGAGAUCACUACAGAAGAUACUGUGUGGGGUACUGUGGUGUUGCUGACCGCCUGUGGAGCAGCACCCACUUUUCACAUAAAUUAUUCUCAUAAUAAAAAAAAAAC
This is a messenger RNA of Dunckerocampus dactyliophorus (ringed pipefish), 6927 nucleotides long. It is a transcript of the gene ptpn3, whose product is annotated as protein tyrosine phosphatase non-receptor type 3. Gene Ontology annotation, biological process: protein dephosphorylation. Gene Ontology annotation, molecular function: protein tyrosine phosphatase activity; protein binding. The transcript is spliced from 25 exons. The record is from RefSeq and is a predicted model, not a curated record. Bases 3842 to 6421 code for a protein of 859 amino acids. NCBI's taxonomy places the organism in Eukaryota, Metazoa, Chordata, Actinopteri, Syngnathiformes, Syngnathidae. Gene Ontology annotation, cellular component: cytoplasmic side of plasma membrane; cytoplasm; cytoskeleton.